CACCGUCCCGAUUCCUCCUCCGCCGCGACCUCACCCUAUCCGUUUCACGCUCCUCCGUCUCUUGUUAUAACUACUAACCUUCCUUCCCUAUCCCCAACCCACGCCCACCGCCAGCCCACGGCUUCGUCGCCUCAGAUCCCCCCCCCCCCCCCCGGCGCCCCGUACCCGUACACCACGCGGCCAUGACGCCCUCCUCCGCUCUCGCCCUCGCCCACCUAACCGCCGCCACCCCGCUCCCGGCCUCCUCGUCGUCCCGGCCCUCGCCGAGGCCCAGCUCGCUGAGCCUGGGCCCCGGCCCUGUUGGGCUCGGAGGCGCGCGCCGGCUCGCCACGGCGGCGCCCCCGCGGGCGUUCUUCUCCUCUUCGCCGUACCAGCCCCCGCCGCAGCCGUCGGGGUUCUCGCAGCACCGCGAGUACGGCCUGGUCCCCAUGGUCAUUGAGACCACCUCCCGCGGGGAGCGUGCGUACGACAUCUUCUCGCGCCUGCUCAAGGAGCGCAUCGUCUGCAUCCACGGGCCCAUCGCCGACGACACCGCCUCGCUCGUCGUGGCCCAGCUGCUCUUCCUCGAGUCCGAGAACCCGCUCAAGCCCGUGCAUCUCUACAUCAACUCCCCGGGGGGCGUCGUCACGGCGGGGCUCGCCAUCUACGACACCAUGCAGUACAUCCGCUGCCCCGUCACCACGCUCUGCAUCGGCCAGGCGGCCUCCAUGGGGUCGCUCCUGCUCGCGGCCGGGGCGCCAGGGGAGAGGCGGGCGCUGCCCAACGCCAGGGUCAUGAUCCACCAGCCGUCCGGCGGCGCGCAAGGUCAGGCCACCGAUAUCGCCAUCCAGGCCAAGGAGAUCCUCAAGAUGCGCGACCGGCUCAACAAGAUCUACCAGAAGCACACGAAGCAGCCCAUCGACAAGAUCGAGCAGUGCAUGGAGAGGGAUCUCUUCAUGGACCCCGAGGAGGCGCGCGACUGGGGGCUCAUCGACGAGGUCAUUGAGAACCGACCUGCCUCGCUCAUGCCCGACGGCCUCGGUGGCGGCGUCGAUCUGCCCAACCUCGGUGGAGGCGGCGGACGGGGAAGGGAUGUUGAGGAGCCGUCUGCGGUGUGAGGACCGGCCACAAAGGUGAAAUCUUUUUCGCGUCCGGUGGCUGUGUUGUUUGUUGUUAGAUCUAAGGCUUAAUUCUUACUACACAAGGUUAACCUUGUUAUUCUGGUUGCCGAGGCGUCCGGAUCCCCAUUCCCCUUGUUGCUUCAAUUGCCUGAAUUGAGCUAUUUCUGAUAUUUAUUUUAACUCUUAAGGAAAUUUCAGUCCUUUGAUACUGAUAAAUUGGUACAGUGUUGUGGAUGUUUGUAUCAUAAGUAUCAUUAAAAAUCCCAUCUUUUUGUUUGUCUCACAGUAAA
This is a messenger RNA of Phragmites australis (common reed), 1390 nucleotides long. RefSeq lists its product as uncharacterized. The record is from RefSeq and is a predicted model, not a curated record. Gene Ontology annotation, biological process: protein quality control for misfolded or incompletely synthesized proteins. NCBI's taxonomy places the organism in Eukaryota, Viridiplantae, Streptophyta, Magnoliopsida, Poales, Poaceae. Gene Ontology annotation, molecular function: serine-type endopeptidase activity; ATPase binding; ATP-dependent peptidase activity. The transcript has a single exon. Gene Ontology annotation, cellular component: endopeptidase Clp complex. Bases 183 to 1097 code for a protein of 304 amino acids.